CUUGAUGUUCUUGGCAAGAACCCUUGAAAUUCUCUUCCCCUAUGUCUUUGUCGUCGAUUUCAGGGGAGCAGAGGCGGAAUCCGGGCUACUAAUAUGAAAAUCUAGAUCUGCAUUGCUUUAGGUGGUAGCUAGUGAUAUGGAAAUCAAGAAGAAGUCAAUCGGUUGAGGAGGGAAACCUAUGAGGGAGGCCACAAAUCUCGCUGGGGAUUAACGAGUUCGGUGCUGAGAUGGUCGGGAAAAUGGCGAAGGAGGAGGAAACUGAAGGAGCCACGAAGGUAAGGCGAAUCUCUCCGAUCAGUAACAAGGAGCGUCAUCGUUCACAACCUCCAACAGAGUAUCUUGCUGAUGUUGGUCGGCAGUUCCACCCAAAAGUUAUCUACUCCUCCUUCGACUCCAAAGCAAAAUCCCCAAUUGUUUUCACAACCAUAGGCUCCACUCCCACCGCCGCAGCUUCCCCAUCUGAUUCCCCAUCCAUCUCUUCUUCUACAAUCGCCUCUCAAUCAUCAUCACCCGCUGCGGUGGAGCUGCUCCAAUAGUGGAUCGAGCGAUGGAGAAUUUGAGUUUCCAGAUCUGUAGUUGAGACUUGAGAGAGAACCCCAAUGCCUCCAUCGGGCCUUUGACUCGGUCAAGCUAUGGAAGAACCCAGCAAUGCCUGGAUUUGUCCAGUGAUUUUUUGUAGAAGAACCCAUAAACCAGAAAAAUUGAC
Molecule: messenger RNA, 706 nt
Organism: Linum trigynum
Lineage: Eukaryota; Viridiplantae; Streptophyta; Magnoliopsida; Malpighiales; Linaceae
Source: the annotation of a GenBank genome assembly